AUGAGUGAAAGCCGGACAUCCUUUGGCGGCAAUUAUUGUCUAAAAAUUCCUAAGCAUCCAAAAACUAGUUUGAACAUCCCAAGACCACCACUGGUAAGCGAGCAAGGUGAAAACAUUGAGCCAAAUGUCUUCAGCCCGAUUUCUUCAUAUCACAAAGCCAUUGAUUCCAAUCUUUGCUCAGAAGACUACCAUGGAAAUAUCAAGAGAACACUGUUCAACUUCUCUAGUCUCAAGAAAGAUAAUUCUUUAGUUCCAAGAGGUUCAUCAGAGAUGAACCCGGAUGUCCUCUCUAUUGAGGCUGACUUAGAGAACAUGUGCAAGCUCCAAAGAGAAUCACCUGCUCUUAAUAUUUAUGAACUGAACCCUACUGCUAAGUUUAGUGACCGGAUCAAGUUCAAGAACGAUAAGCUGAUGUGUAUACAGGAUAACUUCAGUGGCACUUGGUCAGAAUUUGACACCUUUCAGAUGCUAGAACAGCAGUAUGAAACAAACCUUAGAUCAGCUGACAAGUCUUACAUAUCAAAUUGUGAGUGUAGGGAAUCCUUGUGAAAUGUUUCAUCCAUCGAGAUGAUCGACCAAUAUUAUUACCUUAAAGUUCUGAAUAAGGUAUUCAACGGAUGGUGUAAUUAUGUCUCUGAUCAGCAAUACCAGAGUCAGGUAUCGCUUGAAGCAUACCACCAAUCAGUAGCUGACUGGGAGGAUGACUCUCAUACAAGACUUGCUGAGGAGUAUCGGGAUCAGACCCUAGCCACUAAAGCGUUUAUUUCUUUGGCUAAGCACAGGAAGAAAUCUAAGGCUGAGAAGCAACAAAAAUUGAAAGAAGAAACACAUAAAAAGCUGCUGGAAAAGCGAUUAAAGGAGAAUACUCGCAAGGUAGAAAAGUACCUCAGAAUUCACAAGGAGCUUACUAAACACCAAGUUUUCAAAGCCUUAAAAGUCUACAGUGCAAGGCAAAAGAUUGAGUCUAAAUUCUUACUCUCAAAAUACCAGAAAUAUAAGGAAAAAUAAAGAUUUUGACACAAGGAAUAAACUUUUCCAUGCUCUAAAGAAGUUCAUUCAGAAUCAAAAGGCCAAGAAAAAGGAACAGAAAUGAAAAUUUAUCAAAGCAGAGCAGACUUCUGAGAAAAAGCCUAAGCCAAAGAAGAUCAUUCUGAAGAAGAAUAUUGACACUUCUCGUACAAUUAAUGCUAACCAGAUUAGCUUCCAGAAGUUAGUCGAGCUCAGUGUCCAAAUAAACGAAGACUGUACACAAGCAAUUACGCAUCAUCGAUCUUGGAUAUUUAGAAAGUGCUUCUUGAGUAUUAAAUUCGCUGCUGAAGAGAGUAUCCAGACCCAGCAGAAGCUUGAAUCAAUAGUUAUGAAGAAAUAUGAGAGAAUCAAGAAGAAAUUCCUUCUCAAAAAGUGGAUCGAAUAUGUUGCCAACGUUAAAAGAAUGCGUCAAAAGGAGAAAAUUGCUGUAAAGCAUUAUUUUAAGGCAGCCUUCUUCAAAUUUAGGUCAAAAAUCAACCAAAAGAGGAUCUCAAAUAAAGCAUUCUACGGUAAACUUAAUAAAAUCUGUAAAUCAAGAGCAAGAAGGAUCCUAAAAGUGGUGUACUCAAGCUGGGCUUAUUAUACUAAGAAGAAUGAGAGAAGGCGGAAAGCUAGCCAAAUAGCAGCCCUGUUUUAUCUCAAAACUCUAUACACCAAGGCCUUCACUAAAGGUCUCAAGUGGAAUUAUGAGCUUAACAGGAAAUGAUACAAUUUCCAGUACAACAGUACCCUUAAAGUGGCAGCUGAGUGCUUGACUAAAUGGAAAAACGAGUACUAUUCAAUGACAGUUAUACACGAAGUUGAUUACAUACACGCUAAGAAGACAAAACAAAGGGUAUUCAACACCCUUAAGGAGAUCUGCCUCGGAAGAAAGAACCAUAGAGAAAUUCAUAACAAAAUUGUACUUGCCAAGUUCAGAACUCUAAAACAGAAAGCUAUUUUGGCUUUAGCAAUGAAUGUCAAACACCAGAGGAAGAAUCAGAAGAGAAUAGAUGCUUCUAGGUCAUAUCAUAGAAGAUUCAGACUAGAACAGAUCUAUCAAGUCCUCAAAUCAAACUAUCAACAACAGAAAAAUUACCAGAAUUGGAGAAAGCCAUUAAAAUCCACCUAAAAUUUCAAAUCUAUACCUAAAAAA
Messenger RNA from Moneuplotes crassus, 2164 nucleotides. The record is from the annotation of a GenBank genome assembly. NCBI's taxonomy places the organism in Eukaryota, Ciliophora, Spirotrichea, Euplotida, Euplotidae.